Protopterus annectens (West African lungfish) is the source of this 1380-nucleotide messenger RNA. Its product is annotated as golgin IMH1-like. The coding region runs from base 233 to 1363 and encodes 376 amino acids. NCBI's taxonomy places the organism in Eukaryota, Metazoa, Chordata, Ceratodontiformes, Protopteridae. The record is from RefSeq and is a predicted model, not a curated record. The transcript is spliced from 10 exons.
CUGUUUUCAUAUGUUUAUAUUUGUAUUGCUGUGUGGUUCUAAGCAGAAUUCCAGCCCCCACGUUUUCAUCUGCCAUACUGCUCCAUUUUCAGUGAAUGACAUCACUGCUCCAGCAAUGCCCAAACUAUAAGGAAACCCGAGUCAAGUCUAGCAGGCAGACCACUUCAGUUUCAGCAGAGACACGGCUGGAAUGCCUGAAUCUCAGGCAGGACAUACAUAGGCUGGUUACAGAAUGAGAAUGGACAGCUGUAAAAAUCCCAGAGUACUGACUGCUGCAGUUGUCUUCCUUCUGCUGGCUAUUGCUGCUGCAGCAGCCUGGAUCAUCCUGCUUACCUUAAAGGUUAACACUUUAAGUGUGGAACUUGAGCACCUUAAGUCAGUGGAAGUCCAGAGAGCCCACAAUGAAUCCAUAGUCGCCGUCAAGGUGAAUAAGGAAUUACAAGCACAAGUGCCAGAUGAGGGAAACGAUGACAGCAUUUCUAAGCUGAAUGCCAGUUUGCUAGCAUGCCAAGCUGAAGGUAUUAUUUUGCAACAGAAUGUGACAGAUUUGAAGGCGCAAGUUGAUGAAUUAAGCCAUGAAAAGUCAAGGAUUAUCAAAGAACUAACAUCACUGCAAGGCAACAUAACAGCGCUGAAGGAAGAAGUAUCAACCUUACAACUUCAGAACUUUAAUCUGACAGAGACAACUGAAAAAUUACAAAAUGACACACACAGACUGGAGAUGGAAUUGGGUAUCCUACAAAAAGAAAACAUAAUAUUGAAUUUAACAGCUAUUAUUUUACAAGAGAAUGUGACCAAACUGGAGAAUGAAGUUAAUGUACUCUCAGAAGAAAACUUAAUUUUAAACAGAACUGCUGCUGCUUUGCAAGAGAAUGUGACAAAACUAGAGAAUGAAGUUGCUGAACUUUUAGAUGAAAACUUAAUUUUGAACAAGACUGCCUCUGCUUUGCAAGAGAAUGUAACUAAACUGGAGAAUGAAGUUGCUGACCUAGCGGAAGAAAACUCAGUUUUGAACAAGACUGCCUUUGCUUUGCAAGAAAAUGUAACAGCCACGGAAAUGAAAAUCCUCGACCUAGUGAAAGAAAAUGCACAUCUGCGGAAUACAUCUUCUCUUUUGCUAGUGAACUUAACAGCCCAGUUGAAUGAAACCAAUGUCCUGCAGGAAGAAAUCGCUAUAUUAAAGAAGGAAAAUGCAAGGAUUCCGUACAUUAUCGCCAACUUCACAGCAUUGCAUCAUGAGAUGAGGAACAUAACAAGUGAUUUGGAAGAGUGUAACCAACGAUAUGAAGAGACAGAGAAGAGACGCAUACAAGAGAUGAGUGAGAUAAAUCAGCAAAUGAAUAAAACAAGAGAAGAACAGUAAGAAAUCAUUAUUCAUUC